GCGCGGCGCGGCGGGCCGACGUGGGACUCGCGCUCUCGCGGUCUCUCCCGGGCGGGCACGCGGGCACGCGCAGUCGCGGGCGCGCGCGCGGACGGCCGGGCGGCGGCGGCUCACGGAGGCGGUGGCUCCACUUUUCAGGACUCAGGGGCGGCCACAGCGACAGCCGCGGGCAGCAGCCUCGGGAGCCGGAGCUGGAACGGCCGGGGUGGCGGCGGCGGCGCCGGGGGAUCUAAAAUGUCCACUGAGGCACAAAGAGUUGAUGACAGUCCAAGCACGAGUGGAGGAAGUUCUGAUGGAGACCAACGUGAAAGUGUCCAGCAAGAGCCAGAAAGAGAGCAAGUUCAGCCCAAGAAAAAGGAGGGAAAAAUAUCCAGCAAAACAGCUGCUAAAUUGUCAACUAGUGCUAAAAGAAUUCAGAAGGAACUUGCAGAAAUUACGUUGGACCCGCCUCCCAACUGUAGUGCUGGACCCAAAGGAGACAACAUUUAUGAAUGGAGGUCAACUAUAUUGGGACCCCCAGGAUCUGUCUAUGAAGGAGGGGUGUUCUUUCUUGACAUUACCUUUUCACCAGACUAUCCGUUUAAACCCCCCAAGGUUACCUUCCGAACCAGAAUUUAUCACUGUAAUAUUAACAGCCAAGGCGUGAUCUGUCUGGACAUCCUGAAAGACAACUGGAGUCCGGCCCUCACCAUUUCUAAAGUUCUCCUGUCCAUCUGCUCUCUUCUUACAGACUGCAAUCCCGGCUGCCUGCGGUGAGCCUGGCCAGCAGGGUCCCGCGUCCAUAAACAGCCGAGAGGCCUUCGUCCACCACUUUUCAAGCAGGCAGAACGCCCCAGGCCAGGUCACUUGAAGACGCUCUGAGCACACCCACAAUCGUCACACUCCUCCCCUCCCCCCCAUCAUCUGCCGAAUGAAAUCAAGGAUCGGGUGCUCCCAGUCUCAGAUUUAUGCAGAUCUUUAUUAGAACAACAAGUGGAGCUAAGAAUGGCAGCUAAUUAACCCUCCGCCUUACACAGCGAUUAAGCCAAGGGUGCACGCAGCUGCAGCUUCCCUGGCGAGAGUUCCGUUCUUCCCAGAUGCAGCAAACGGAGGGAGGAAUCUGCUCCCCGGGACCCUUUGAUAGGGUUCAAAUGGCCUCCUCCUUCCCCAGCAUCACAGCCCUUAGCUCCAGAUCUCUUAUGGCCUGUUUUUAAACAACUAAUACAAUCCUUAUCCACCAACUGUCUCAGAUACAUUAACUUUGAUUGUUACCAAUUGCUUGUCUUUGCCCUGGUUAUGAUUCCAUAGUAAAUUGUGUUACUAUUAAAUAUUAAACUUUUUGAUAGUGACUGCUGAGGGGUGGGGACCAUAAAAUAGGAUUAAUUAUUUCAACACAGAUGUAUUUGUGUGGAUUAUUCACACUAAGUGUGUGAGCUCUUAGGCUGAUGCAAGGUACACAAAUGGAAUUUAAGAGAAUUCCGUUGCUUACAACAGCAGCGCAAACCUUGCUUCCGCAUACCCCAUUCUACUCCUACACUUGAGAACUGGCAGAGAACAAUUUAUUUAACUGAAGUUUAGGGAAAGCUGUAAAAGUGAUAAGCCUACCUGUUUUCAAAGCAGGCUAUCUUAACGGGAAUGCAAAAAAAAAAUUGAUUUUUCUAGAACAGACAUUACACAUGGCUACGUAGACAUCAGAUAUCUUCUGAUACCUAUGACUUUUUUUAAAGUGAGAAACUUAUAAUGUAGAAAUACACGGUACCGCAUACAGCUAACUUCAGGCCGUUUUCCUUGUUUGUGAAGAAUUGGCUUCUCUUCUAGAAUAUUACAUGUUGAAUUCCAAAAGCCAUUCCAAUCAGUACUUCCAAAUAUAGAUGUAAAUAAACUAUAAUUUGUAGUCAUUUAUCUUCCCUGAUGCCUUAUACAAGAAAGAGAAAGCUGUAGUUAUAUGUAGUUAAUUAAACUACCUGGUAUUUUAAAUACCAGGAGUUAAAUGGGGACCAAAAAAAAUGUAUAAAGGGCUUUGGGUUCUGGCUCAGAGUUCGCUGUAGACUCCUGGGGUCACUGCCCCGUCUUGCCCCAUCGGUGCCCAUAAGCUUACUCAGAUCAAUUUGGAAAUACGCUGUCUAGGGUGUGGAGGUUCUAGAAGAACUGAGGCUUCAUUGAGAAGGAUGAAUAAAACCAGGGAAUGUGCAUCAUUAAAGAAAAUGACGUUUCAGUUUUGCGAAUGAAAGAAGUCUCACAGAAAUUAUUCUGUACCAUCAUAAAUUAGGUUAGAAAAAAACCAGAAAAUAGAAAUUCUGAGAUAUUCACCUUGACCUUUAUAUUUAUAAUUGUGACUCUUGAAUGCUAUUAAAAGGAUUGUCUCCCUACGUUGUCACUCUGUAAAAAGAAACCCUUUAUAGUUAUCUUACAAGGUAUACUGGCGUAUAAUAAUGAAACUGAAAGAUCCAGUUGUAACAUUUUGUCAAAGGCUGAUUUUCUAGGAAAUAUAGAAUGAUAAAGGAAACUUAAAAUGACCUGAUCAUGGGUUCAGACUUUGGAUUGCCAUGUAGUGAAACAAGGGAAAAGGAUUCCUCUUUGAGACAAAGAGUUGCCAGGUAAGGAUUGGGGGCUUCAGCGUGUAGGUGAGAGAUAGAGGUGCAAGUGUCCUAAUCAGCCUUUGGUGUUUCUAUUGAUGCUUCAUGUAGGCAAGUCUUUUUUUUUUUUUUCUGCCCGUAGACAUAAAAUAAACUUUAUUUUUAGAGCAGUUUUAGUUUUACCGCAAAAUCGAGCAGCAAGUACAAAGUGUUUUCAUAUACACACACCCACAGCCUCCUCCACUGUCAGCAUCCUGCACCAGAGUGUACAUUUGUUACAGUCAAUGGACCUGCAUAUAGGGUUAUCCCUCAGUGCGUGUAGAUUACGUUAGAGCUCACUUCUGGUGUUGUACACUCUACAGGUUAUGUCAAAUGCAUGAUGAUAUGUACUGUUACAGCACCACAUAGAAUAGCUUCACCACCCUAAGAAUCCUUCAUGCGCCACCUCGUCAUCCCUUUCUCAUCCCUAACCCCCAGCAACCACUGAUCUUUUUCCUGUGUCCAUAGUUUUGCCUUUUCCAGAAGGUCAUAUGUUGGAAUCAUACAGUAUUUACCUUUUCAGAUUGGCUUCUUUCAAUUAGUGAUAUGCAUUUAAGGUGGCUCCAUGUCUUCUCAUGGCUUGAUGGCGCAUUUCUUUUUAGCUCUGAAAAAUAUUCCAUUGUGUGGUUGUAGCACACUUUAUCCAUUCACCUACUAAAGGACACCUGGGCUCUCUGUUAUUUUCCAUGGAUCUAUUUAUCUAUUCUUUCACAGUGCCACACUGUUUUGAUUACUGUAGCUUUAUAGUAAAUUUUGAAGUUGGAAAGUGUCCGUCCUGUGACUUUGCUCUUUUUCUUUAAUAUUGUGUUGGCUAUUCUGGGUCUUUUGACUCUCCAUAUACUUUAGAUUCAGUUUGUCAAUAUCCACAAAAUAUUGAUAACUUGCUGCGAUUUUGGUUGGGAUUGUGUUGAAUCUGUAGGUCAAGUUGUGAAGAACUAGCAUCUCGACACAUUGAGUCUUUCUAUCCAUAACACAAAUAGCUCCAUUUAUUUAGUUCCUUUUUGAUAUCUUUAAUCAGAGUUUUGUAGUUUUCCUUGUAUAGAUCUUGUACACAUUUUGUUAGAUUCAUACCUAAGUAUUUCCUUUUAUCGGGUGCUAAUGUAAAUGAUACUGUGUUUUUAAUUACAAAUUCCACUUGUUCAUUACUGGAAUAUAGGAAAGUAAUUGACUUUUGUACAUCAACUUUGUGUCCAGUAGCAUUGUUAUAAUUACUUAUUAUUUCUAGGAGAAUUUUUUUGUCUCUCAGAUUUUCUACCUAGACAGUCAUGUCAUCUGUGAAAAAAUACAGUUUUAUUUCUUCCUUCCUAAUCCGCAUACUAUUUUUUUCAUUUUCUUCUUUCCUUCUUCUUAGUUAGGACUCCCAGUGUAAUGUUGAAAAGGAAUAAUGAGGGGACAUUUUUGCCUCUUUCCUGACCUUGGUGAGAAAAUGAAAACUUCCUCACCAUUAAGUAUGAUGAUUGCUGUAGUUUUUUUGUAGAUUCUUCAAAUCAAGUUGAGGACGUUUCCCUCUAUUUCUAGUUUGCUGAGGGUUUUUUCAUGAAUGGGUGUUGGAUUUUGUCAGAUGUUUUUUCUGCAUCUGUUGAUAGAAUCACAUGAUUUUUCUUCGUUAGCCUGUUGAUGUGGUGGUUUUACAUUAAUUCAUUUUGUAAUAUUGAACCAGCCUUACAUACCUGGGAUAAAUCCCACUUGGUGGUGAUGUAUUCUUCUUCUUAUAUAUUGUUGCUAAUAUUUUGUUGAGGAUUUUUGCAUCAAUGUUUAUGAGAGAUAUUGGUCCGUAGUUUCCUUUUCUUUUAAUGUCCUUGUCUGGUUUUAGUAUUAGGGUAAUGCUGGCCUCAGAAUGAGUUAGGAAGUAUUCCCUCUGCUUGUAUUUUCUGGAAGAGAUUGUAGAGAAUCGUUAUAAUUUCUUCCUUAAAUAUUUGGUUAGAAUUCAUCAGUAAACCCAUAUGGGCCUGGUGCUUUGUGUUUUGGAAGGUCAUUAAUUACUGGUUAAAUUUCUUUAACAGGUAUAGGCAGUAGGCAAGUUUUAAUCUAACAUAACCUUCACUUUGCUAUCUUUCCUGAACAGCCAAUGUGUCUAGGUUAAAAAGAACAUUAGCUGCUUAUUAUUCUUUUGAUAGAUCAUUGUCCAGAAAUGCUGACCUCCAAAAGCUUUGUUGCUUUCAUAGUUAAAUAUAUCUCCUUCGUAGGUUUGGUUCUUUUGAAGAUGGUAAAAACUAGACUUUACCAUAUUUGUUGAUAUAUGGGAUGAGAUGCACUUAAAACGUGCCCAUAAAGUUUCACCUUCAUAACUUAACUUAAGAAAAGGGCCAUUGGGGAAAUUGCUCCCAGUGGUAAAUAUGAAAAUACAGCCUGGGAUUUAUCAUCUUCCUGUUUUUUUUUUCUGGCUUCCAUUUCCUUACCUCUGACCCAGGGAAUAGCUGUGACCAGGGAAGAGCUGUGCUCUGGCGUUCCUAAAGCAGGAAGAUGAAUCCCAGGGUUGCAACUGCAAUUCUGCUCUCUUUUUAACCAUUAUGGAGUUGUCCACUCAUCCUCUGUAAGGAUUCUGAUUGGUCUGUCCCACGACAGCAUGUACAGUAAAAAUCUCACCAUUUCAGUAUAAUUAAGAAAAGGCCAGCCUGAUUAGUUAUUUUUUAAUGAAUUGUAGGACAUUUUAAAUGAGUGAAGACCGAAUACUUUUAAGCACAUAUAGGGAACAUUAGUAAAAUGUUUAGACUGGAUGCCCUGUAGACUCUGCUUUACCAAGGAAAGGGGUGGAAGUGGGUUUUUCACGUUCAGAAAAAUACAGAAAAUGGUUAUAAUGAACCCUAAUAUAUCCCUCACCUAAUACAGAUUCAAAACUUACUUUUAUUAAGGGUUGAGGUAUUAUUACAGGUUAGCAAGUACUCUUUUAGACAGGCUAACUAGUCUCAGAUAAUAUUGCUUUCCACCAUCCAUUUUCACGGCAACCCUUUUUAAAAGGGAUGAAACAGUCAACUUCAGGACGGGUUGUUGCCUCACAGUUAUUAAUAUUCGUUACUGAAGGGUGCAGUGUGUGUUGCUGUGGACAGUAGGCCACUGAGUGAAGUCGUUUUUUUAAGGAGAAAUGACGAUGAACUAUUUAAGUGACACAUGUUUGACAUCGUUACCAUGCACUGUAGUGUUUUAAUAUGGAAACUUUAGAAUUCUGAAACAUAAUAAAACACCUCUAAUUGUCUAGAAAUGCACUUGUGUGGACAAAACAUUGGAUGAUUAACAGUUUGCCUUUUUAAUUUGGAUAUUUGAGAUCGUAUUGUCUGGGGAGAAAUAUCAUAAUUAUGGGAAUUUGAAGAGUUAAUGUAGCCCUACCAGUGUCUGGCACCCUUAACGGAUCAGCCGUCAUCUUUACUUUUCCUUAUUUUCUAACUCAGCCUUCCAUUCAAAAUUGGGCCUGGGAAGGGGCUGUCAGUAACGGCAUGUGCAAUAAUCCUUGUAUUAAAAAGAAGGUGCUUCUAAAAUGUCAGACUGAUUAUUCCUACCCAACAGCAAUAACUUCUCUUUUUCUUCUCUUUCUGUUUGUCCUUUAAGAGAUCCUGGAGCCUCAUGCUCAUUAUGGGUGUUGAAUUUCUGGUUGUGUCAUGUUGGUGAAGAAUCCUGUACUAAGCAGUACAGGACUUCCUUUAAACCACAGGCAUACGUCUUUCCACGACAGGUGUGUUCCUGGGAAAAAAUUAUAAAUCAAAAUAUUUGUGGUGUAUUUGAAGAACCUUUCUGCUGCAGAGUAGCCUAUGGAGGAGCGAAAUGAAGCACUUUUAAACUUGAGUAAUGAACACCCCCAUUUGUUUUUUCUUAAUGCAAGAGUUUUUUCCCCCUAAUUCAGCACUGCCUUUCCUUUGAGGGCAUUUCCCCAAAUUAGUCAUAGUGUUUGUGAUAUUCAGGUGCCUAGGCCAGCUGACAGAAGCCUGCCAGCCGUGUGCCCAGUGGCACGCAUGUAGGUAGGACCUUUUGGGAGGACUUCACAUCAGUGAAGAGCUUCAUGGCCACACCUUACCCUGGCGACUGACUCUUUUGUGCAGACUGGCUCCUGUGAUGGAAACGUGUUCAUCCACAGUCUAAUUCAAAUACAUAAGGGAAAUUAGGAUAAACGGAGACGUAGAGGACAUGUCUUUACAGUAUAUUGAGCUUUGGAUGCCAGCGUUAGGUUUUCAUAAGAAAAACUCUAGAAAAGAUCACUCAGCUACAGUGCAUGAAUAAAUAACCCUGUUUCACUCGGGCAAUGACACGUAAGAGUACCAGCCACCCCGGUCCUCUGUAGAAGGGUGCAUUUACCUGAGGAAUGUGUGUGGUUUUUAUCUAGGCAAGGGUCACAUAGGGCUGGUGUGACCUUAUCCGGAAUAGUUUUGAGCCUGCAGAGAACGCAUGCUUUCAAUGGAGUUACAUUCCAAAUACCGUGGAGAAGGAAUUCCCUGGCAGUCUGCAGUUAGGAUGCCGAGCUUCCGCCGCAGGGGGCCCGGGGUCAGUCCCUGAUUGGGGCACUAAAAUUCCUCAAGCCACGUGGCGUGGCCAAAAACAAACUAAAAACAAACCAACACAAAUACUGUGGGGUAGCUUAGAGUUGGGAUUCAUCACAUCUGAGCUCAAAAUAGCCUGUGUCUAGUUCGGUAAAAGUUUUUAAGUGAAAGAUUACUGUUUGUGGGAGGGUUUUGUUUGCUUGUUUGUUUAAUUCUCUGGAAAAGUGAUUUCAAGUUGCAGUUAUUCUAACCAGGCAAAGAAGCCUUUGAUUUACAUGCGAGAGUUGCGUUUGGGGAACUCAUUUCUAGCCAUGGGUAUAUUCAUAGUGGUCAUCGUGGAAGAGGGUAUCUAAGGUGAAAAAAAAGGGGGUUAUAGAUGCAUGUACUCCUUGAUUAUGUAUCUGUAGUGGCUUUUUCUUUUUUCAAGUGGAAAUAUCUUUAGUGUAUUUUCUUGUAAAAAUAACGCAUGCUUCUUAAUUUUUUCUUAAAUGUCCUUUAAAGGUAAGUAUUUAAUUUUCCUUGGAGGCUCUUUGCUCUGCAAACUCCAAUUCAGUGGGACUCAGCAAAGUAUAUUUGUCAGUUACAUUUGUCUCAUUAUAAUAUGGUGUAGAUUUAGACUCACUGACCUCAACUUUUUAGCCCUGGCUUUGACCCACUUCUGCUUAGCAUUCCCUGUGCAUAUUUUCUUAUUCCUUAAUUAAUAUAAAUCUAGACAUGGAUUAGCUGUUGCUACACAUUUUGUUAUAAAGUCAUCUCUUGCUGUCCCUGCAAUAAUAACCUGUAAUUUAUUGGUUUGGAAGUUGAUCUCAUUAAAAAGUUGCUGUAUAUAUUAACUCGUGAUGGAAAUUCUCUUCGAUCUACUUUUUAGAAAAUGUCACUUGAGGGUUUUCCUUGUUAGAAAUCAGCAGUGAUCUAUUUUUUCUUUAGAGAAACACAGAGGAAAUGAUGGGGUGGUCUGAAUCAGUACUUAUCCAUUUCUACACUCUCCCCAAACUGAAGUCUUCCUCCACUAAAAUCAAUUAAUGAAUGUAUUUCUUAGUGUCAGAAUUUAGUAAAUUGUCUGUUUUUGAGGUGUUUUUCUCCCCAUAAAUUGUCUUCAAAUCUUUAACAUCUGAUGGUCUUUUGGGAAUUGGGUAAAGCUGUUGAAAUAUCUGUUCUGUCCUUGUCAGUGAAAGGCUCUGAAAACACAAAUAAGAAAUUGAAAAGUGAAGCAGACCCUCCGUAUAAAUAAACACCAUCUUUACUCGCAUGGAAAUGUGUCUUUUAUUCAGAACUCUUUAGCCAAAGGAUGAUUUAAAGACUAUCUUUCCUUUACUUGAGUAAUUUCUGAAGAGUCGAGGACAUUUAGGCUAGAUCUUGAUUAACUUUUUCUUUAUUUCUUAAAUGAAGGUCAUUUAAAGAUAAAGAUUACAGUGGUGGAAAAAGGGCUCAUUAAUUCUGCUGAAUCUAGAGUAAAGCAAGAUUUGUUUUAAAUGAUAGGGAAGGAAUUAUGCAAGACUUGUAUAUUUUAGGUCAAAGGUCUUUCCUAUUCCCCUAGAUAACCUCUCCCAGUGGGUUUUUGUUUUGUUUCGUUUUUUACAGUUUAGAACCAGUAAUAAGUUUCUCACUCUUUAAAAUGAGCCGCCUUUCCUUCUGUACUCCCGUCUUUUUUUACUUUGGUCGUGAGGUAGCACAGCACUGAUUUAAUGCUUAGUCAUCAUCACUCCAUUAACCCGUAUAAUGAAUAUGCGUACUAAUUAUACGUGCUGCUUUUCUGUACCUCUGUCCAUGUUCUUUAUUAUGACUUACUCUGUUUCUGUUGUAAUCAUUUUAUUGAGCAUAAGUAUUGAUAUUUUAUUGCAAAUUAUUUGACUCUCUUUGGGCAGAGUAAGGCAUAUAUAAGAGAUUAAAGUUCUGCUGUGGUAGGUUCACGGGGAACAUUGAGAUUAAAGUUCUGCUCUGGUAGGUUCCAAGGGGAACGACCCAGCACUCACUGUUUGGCUUUAUUGAGAGCUUCAGUCAGGAGAAACGUAACUGCAUCAGGCUCUGCUAAGUGGUUUCGUUCCAACAACGAGAGGUAUUUUUUUCUGUCUGUUGUCCAGCUGUCCUGUGGUCUCUGGGUCUCCACACACAUAGAAAGGUACCCGCUCUUAAUGCCAGGCAAGGAUUUGCCCCAGGUGUCUUUUCCAUCACUUAGAAUAUGUAGAAAUGAUGAGAUGAUUACGGAGCUGGGAAUAGUCUGUGUAAUUCUCUCAGAUCUUCACUAUAUGCCACUCUUUUCGUUUUGGGCUGCACCUCGCAGCCUAUGGGAUCUUGGCUCCCUGACCAGGGAUUGAACCCGCGCCCCCUGCAUUGGAAGGCGAAGUCUUAACCACUGGACCGCCGGGGAAGUCCCUGAGUUACGGGGUGUUGUUGUUGUUUUUCUCUAUGUGCCACUUUUGAAACUCCAAGUGCUAUUUCUUGGUUGGUUAAUUGCUUCUGCAAUUCAGACUUCUCUCCCCAUUCAGUCCGUAUCUGUAAUGUCGUGGUUUGUUAAUACUUGUUGGUGGUCGAUGGGAUCAUUCUAACAUUUACUGUCAGAAACACGUAUACCUGGUUUACGAAUGACAUAGCAUGGAUUUUACCUACUGUAAAUUUUAUAAGCGGAUACAUGUUUAAAACGUGAUAACAGCGUGAAACACCCUCCAGGAUGUUGACUGUCCCCCCACCCCUGCCUCCCCCACUCGGAAGGACCCCUCAGCCCAGAGGCCAUGGGCCCCUGAUAGCUUUUCUCUCGGCCCAAGUCCCCGUGUGGCUGUCACAUUCCCCGUUCAGGUGACCCUUCCGGGAGGACCACCUCUGAGAUCACUGACACCACCCUGGCACACCGGGGAGGCCCCUCUGUGAUCACACCGGCUGUUAAAGAGUCUUUACGCACAGAGGACUUGUUGAUGAAGCAGCUCUGUGAGCAGGCUGGAGGGAAGAGCGAUGCUCUUGAGGGAGAGCCCUAGACUCCCUCCUCCUGCAAACAGAAGCAGCCAGUGUCCGGUGAGCCACACUCCCACAGCGGCCUGUUCAUCACCGCCUUCGGAAGAGCGCCCCCUUCAGGGAUCCCAGCAGAAAAAGCGGUCGAGGAAGAGAACGGACCACAUCAGAGGUCGUCCAAAAAGUAGUGCAACCCAGAUCACCUUUUGAAAGAGACAGAUGCUGGAGCUUCACAAAUGCUUUCUUACUCACCUUUGACCCGCCCUCAUUAGCCCAGGGGCUCUGCUGCACUUUACUUCCUGGGCUUCGUGAUAUAAAAACAGAGCACCUCUGCACAAACCCCGCCUGGGCCCCAGGCUCUGAUUUGACUCCUCACUCAAGCGUGAAGGGCCCCCCUAUCCUCCGAAGCGAUCACUGAGCUGGCGAAGUGAAGGGGACCAGCCACAUACUUACGUCUUUAGGACGGAGCUUUGUGGUGGGUGUCUCCUUGGUCACCCCUCUCCUUUCUGCCUUUUCCCACUAGGCCCUCUCUUCUCUCUUAUAUGUAUUUCCGGCCUCUUGGUUUUUCCGCGGAUCCUUCUCUUUUUCUUUUCUUUUUUUAUCCCUGUUGGUCACCUGCUGCCCUCCCUCUUUUUUUUUAAUUGAAGUAGAGUACCUUUACAGUGCUAGUUUCAGGUGUACAGCAUAAUGAUUCAAUAUUUUUAUAAAUUAUACUUCAUUUGAAAUUAUUACACAAUAUUGUCUGUAUUCCCCAUGCCAGACAGUAUAUCCUUGUAGCUUGUCUAUUUUAUACAUAGUCAUUUGUAUCUCUUAACCCCUUCCCUUUUCUUGCCCCUCCCCCAUCCCUCUCCCCACUGGUAACCACUAGUUUGUUCUCCAUAUCUGUGAGGCUGUUUCUGUUCUAUUAUAUUCGUUUGUUUUUUCUUUUUUAGAUUCCACAUGUAAGUGAAAACAUACAGUAUUUGUCUUUCUCUGCCUGACUGACUUCACUAACUAUAUAGUGUUCUCUAGGUCCGUCCACGUUGCUGCAAAUGGCAGAAUUUCACUCUUCUCUGUGGCUGAGUAACGCUUCAUCGUAUACGUAUACCACACCUUCUUUAUCCAUUCAUCUGUUGAUGGACACUUAGGUUGCUUCCCUAUCUUGGCUGUUGUGAAUAUGCUCUUAUAAACAUUGGGGUGCAUGUAUCUUUUUGAAUUAGUGUUUUCAUUUGCUUUGGAUAUAUACCCAGGAGUGGAAUUGUUGGGUCACAUGGUAGUUCUGUUUUUAAUUUUUUUAGAAACCUCCAUACUGUUUUUAGUAGUGGCUGCACCCAUUUACAUUCCCCUAGGGUUCCCCUUUCUCCACGUCCUCGCCAACAUUUGUUAUUUGGUAUCUUUCUGAUGAUGGACAUUCUGACGGGUGCGAGUUGAUAUCUCAUUGUGGUUUUGAUUUGCAUUUCCCUGAUGAUUAGUGAUGUUGAGCAUCGCCUCAUGUGCCUCUUAGCCAUCUGUAUGUCUUCUUUGGAAAAACGUCUACUCAGGUCUUCUGCCCAUUUUUUAAUCAGGUUGUUUGUUUUUUGAUAUUGAAUUAUAUGAGCUCUUUACAUAUUUUUCAUAUUAACCCCUUAUGAGAUGUAUCAUUUGCAAAUAUCUUCUCCCAUUCAGUAGGUUGUCUUUUCGCUUUGUUGAUGGUUUCCUUCACUGUGCGAAAGCUUUUAAGUUUAAUUAGGUCCCAUUUGUUUAUUUUUGCUUUUAUUUCCCUUCUCUGAGGAGGCAGGUCCAAAAAGAUAUUGCUUAGACUUAUGUCAAAGAGUGCAUUGCCUAUGUUUUCUUCUAGGAGUUUUAUGGUUUCCUGUCUUACAUUUAGGCCUUUAAUCCAUUUUGAGCUUAUUUUUGUAUAUGGUGUGAGAAAAUGUGCUAGUUUCAUUCUUUCCCAUGUAGCUGUCCAGUUUUCCAAGCACCACUUAUUGAAGAGACUGUCUUUUCCCCGCGCUGCUCCUCCCCUUAACUUUUUUAACCUUUCUUUCACCCAGCAAAAUGUUAAUUUAAAAAAAAGAAGAAAUGAAAUGAAAAAAGAAGGAAAUCCAAGCUAUCUUUUUGAUUUAUUUUUGUUUUGAAAGAGCUUUAUUUAUUAGUAUCUCUAUAACCAGAUGACUUAGCUUGUAGUGUCUGUUGGCCUAGGGUAACCUUGGAAUAUUCCAUUUCACUUCAUGUGCCAAGUGGUGACUCUUGUUCUUCUGGUAUGCCAGGGCAGGAGUGGCCCGACAGCUCUCAAAAGGGCUAUCGUGUCAAGUCUGAAACUGUGGCUGAACACUGUGAGUGGUGUCAGAGCGGGCGCCGUUCGCAGCCAGUACAUACCUUCUUAAUACCAUGGCCUCUUUCUCCAGCUAACCAGCUUCUUUUUAUAAUCUAGUCUGGAAAAUAUAUUAAAUACAAAGUCCUAUGCUCCGUAAGUACCACUGCCAAAGCCGUAUCAUGCACAUAGCACAAUGAUCUCAUUUUGAUGUUCAUAACAUCUUUGUCCUGUGUGUGGAUGGCAUGUUUGAACACAAUGAAGGUUAUACUUUGCCACGUUAAAAAAAAUAUUAAGUCAAAGGAACCAGAUUAUACCGAGUUUUGAAGGUGUCAGGAAGACAAGAGUGUUGCCCACCUCUUUCUCUCACUAGAUAAGUCGGUGUACUCAUUUAUGAAUUGAAGACAGUGCUUCUGACCCUGACUGUCUUGCAGUGUUAUUGUAAAGACACAAGGGGCUAUGUAUCUGUAAACACUUUGAAGGCUGAGUAUUGUUGUACAGAAUGUAUUGAACUGAAGGCCCAUGUUAACUCUGCAAGGUGUGAUGACCUUUGAGUUGUCUAAAAAAACAAUUUUGUUUUUUGAAUAAAAUCUUUAAAUUGCUCCUU
Messenger RNA from Orcinus orca (killer whale), 12882 nucleotides. It is a transcript of the gene UBE2E2, whose product is annotated as ubiquitin conjugating enzyme E2 E2. Gene Ontology annotation, molecular function: ubiquitin conjugating enzyme activity. Bases 235 to 756 code for a protein of 173 amino acids. Lineage: Eukaryota; Metazoa; Chordata; Mammalia; Artiodactyla; Delphinidae. Gene Ontology annotation, biological process: protein polyubiquitination. Gene Ontology annotation, cellular component: nucleus. The record is from RefSeq and is a predicted model, not a curated record. The transcript has 6 exons.